CUAAUUCACAAUUCACAAAUCUGAUUUUAUAUGCGUAACUCGCGAUUUCACGGAAACAAUUCUGGUUCUUUCCAGAAUAAUCGGUGGUGGUUAGUAGUCUUAUCGUUUCUAGCGAGUAUCCAGAGAGUGUGGAGUAAGUUUGUGUCAAUGGGUUGGGGAAACAUUUACAGAAGGAGGAUGAAAGUCUUCUCUGUAGCUAUAAUCAUCUACUUUGAUUACAAGGGUGUACAGCAGAGAGAGAAGUGGAUUAAGAAGUCUAAAGUUCCUGCUUUGUGGGAGAAAGCUCAUGAACGUAAUGCUAAGAGAGUGUUGAAUUUGAUUGUGGAGUUGGAAGGGUUGUGGGUGAAGAUGGGGCAGUAUUUAUCCACUCGUGCUGAUGUUCUUCCUCAGGCUUAUAUUUCUCUUCUCAAGCAGUUGCAAGAUUCACUUCCUCCUCGUCCUUUGCAGGAGGUUUGUGGAACCAUUGAAAGGGAACUUGGGCAUUCCAUGGAAGUUUUGUUCUCAGAUUUUUCUGACGAACCAUUGGCAACUGCUUCGAUAGCACAGGUUCAUCGUGCUACUCUAGCUAAUGGCCAGGAUGUGGUUGUUAAAGUUCAGCACAAUGGAAUUAGAGCGAUUAUUUUGGAGGACUUGAAGAAUGCAAAAUCCAUUGUUGACUGGAUAGCGUGGGCAGAACCACAGUACAAUUUUAACCCCAUGAUAGAUGAAUGGUGCAAGGAAGCUCCAAGAGAGCUAGACUUCAAUAUUGAAGCUGAAAAUACUAGAACCGUAUCCAGGAAUCUUGGGUGCAAGAAGACAAAUGAUGAAGUUGGAAGGGACAAUCGGGUUAAUGUCUUAAUUCCAGAUAUAAUCCAGUCGUCUGAGAGUGUGCUCAUUCUUGAGUACAUGGAUGGAAUUCGCUUGAAUGAUGUGGAAUCUCUAGAUGCUUUUGGUGUGGAUAAACAAAAGAUCGUUGAAGAGAUCACUCGUGCAUAUGCCCACCAGAUAUAUGUUGAUGGGUUUUUCAACGGCGACCCUCAUCCAGGAAAUUUUCUUGUUAGUAAGGAACCACCACAUCGCCCCAUUUUACUUGAUUUUGGGCUUACGAAGAAACUUUCACAUCCCUUCAAACAAGCACUAGCCAAGAUGUUUCUAGCAUCGGCAGAGGGAGAUCAAGUGGCGCUCUUGUCCGCCUUUGCAGAAAUGGGACUGAAGCUGCGUCUGGAUCUCCCAGAUCAAGCAAUGAGUGUGGCAAGUCUCUUCUUCCGGUCCUCAACUCCAUCAAAUGAAGCUCCGAAAACGCUGAAAUCCUUGAAUGAUCAAAGAACGCAAAAUAUGAAAGUGAUACAGGAAAAGAUGCAGCUCACCCCGAAAGAAGUUAAACGCUUCAAUCCGGUAGAUGCAUUUCCUGGCGAUAUUGUCAUUUUUGCAAGGGUCAUUAAUUUACUCAGAGGACUUUCAUCUACUAUGAACGUUAGUAUCGUUUAUCUGGACAUCAUGAGACCAUUUGCCGAAUCUGUUCUGUUGGGGAGUAUCAGUCGAGGACCAACAGUAGACUCGUCUUGGAUACAUGACUCGCCUGUCCACUCCGAUGUAGAGUCCAAACUGAGGAAGCUGCUCAUUGAGCUUGGGAGUAUCCAGAAAAUACUUGGAAUUCAGGUAUGUGCAUAUAAAGAUGGGAAAGUCAUUAUUGAUACUGCUGCUGGAGUACUUGGAAGAUAUGAUCCUCGUCCAGUUCAACCAGAUAGUUUAUUUCCUGUUUUCUCUGUCACAAAAGGGGUCACUGCCGGCAUGAUACAUUGGCUUGUCGACCAAAGAAAACUCCAGUUCGACCAGACUGUAGGAGAUAUAUGGCCAGGGUUUGGAUCAAAUGGAAAAGAGGGCAUAAAGGUCCAUCAUGUGCUUAACCAUACGUCUGGGCUGCACAAUGCCUUUGACCCUAUAGGAGAAAACCCUCUGCUUAUUUGUGAGUGGGAUGAAUGUUUGAAACGGAUUGCUAAUUCAUCACCUGAAACAGAGCCUGGCAGUCAGCAGUCUUAUCACUAUCUCACGUUUGGAUGGCUAUGUGGUGGAAUCCUUGAGUAUGCUUCUGGAAAGAAACUCCAGGAGAUCCUUGAAGAAUCCAUUAUAAAACCCCUAAAGAUUGAUGGAGAACUGUACAUUGGUAUUCCCCCAGGUGUUGAAUCUCGGCUUGCUACAUUGACGCUGGACACCGACGAACUAAGCAAGCUUCCGUCCAUUCCUAGUCAACCUGAGCUUCCUUCGACAUUUCAGCCUGUGAAGAUCUUGCAAAUUGCUAGCAGCUUGCCAGUCUUAUUUAACACAUUGAAUGUGCGUAGAGCCAUAAUCCCUGCCGCUAAUGGACAUUGCUCGGCUCGUGCACUGGCUCGGUACUAUGCAGCCUUAGCAGAUGGCGGUUUAGUGCCACCGCCACAUUCCUCUUCAUCCCAGCCACCACUUGGCAGCCACACACAUGUUCCAAAAUUCUCCUCGGUGAAUGACACAAUAAAAAAGAGGAAGGGUAAGGAGAUGGCAGAUAUAGAAAAGCUUAAACCAAAAGAUCAUAGAGAGAAGAGGCUCUAUGACGGCAGAGAGUCAAGUACUGAAAGUUUAGCCAGGCUAGUCAAUGACGCUAGCAGUUCUCAUGGCAAAACUGAGAUUAGUAGCAAUGUUCAUGAAGAUGAUAUUCGCAAUAUUUAUAGCAACUCAAGGAUUCAUGAUGCUUUUAUGGGUACUGGAGAUUACAGUGGCUUAGUACUACCUGAUGGAAAGUUUGGACUUGGUUUUAAGCGUGUCACUUCAGAAGAUGGGUCUCUAGUUGGUUUUGGACAUUCAGGGUUGGGAGGAUCAACAGGCUUCUGUGACAUCAAAAACAGAUUUUCCAUUGCAAUAACACUCAACAAGAUGUCUAUGGGAGGUGUUACGGCUAAUAUUAUCAGGCUGGUUUGCUCAGAGUUAAACAUCCCCUUGCCUAAGGACUUCUCCCUUUCAAAUGGUAUGGAACCUGUAAUCAACUAAGGGUUGCUUUUCUAUGUAAGUUUUGUCUGCUCAUUUACAACAAACAUAGUGGUUCCUUUGGAAUCUCCUCAGAUAUAGCAAAUAGACAUAGCUGGAAAGUAUAGUGUAAUGAUCAGUGGAAUGUAAUGUAUCGUCUUUAUACAUUUUAUACAUACACACCUAUAACCCAAUAUUCACAUUCUCUGGAGUAUAUGUUAUACACAAACCUGAUGUUUAUUGUUUUCGUUUUUCCAAGUUGAUGUAUAUGUAACAGGGAUCAAAGGAGAGA
Eruca vesicaria subsp. sativa (arugula) is the source of this 3265-nucleotide messenger RNA. Lineage: Eukaryota; Viridiplantae; Streptophyta; Magnoliopsida; Brassicales; Brassicaceae. The record is from the annotation of a GenBank genome assembly.